GAGUAAUGAAUGAUAUAUUGUAAUAUUUAUAGAUCAGUUCCUUAAACAUCUUAAUAACCAAAUAAGUAAAGAGUAUAAUCAAUAUAUGCAAUAGAAAUUAAUAAUUAGGUUCUAAAUUAUCCUCACAUUCUUAAUUAGACUACCCUAUGAUGGGAUAAUAAACAAUUAUGAAAGAUUAAGAAUAAUUAGAACAAAUACAAAAAUUAACUAAAGAAAUAGAUAAAAUGAGGUAUUAAUAGAGAGUUAUCGAAUAAGAAAAUCAAAGACUAAAGAGUGAUAAGUAAUUUUAUUUAUGUAAAAAGUAGUAUACAAUUGAAUUAAAGAAACAAAUCAAAUAUGAAUGAAACAUAAGAAUUACAGUAAUAUAAUUAAAUAUUAAGUUAGAGAUCAAAUAUUGAUUUUAUAAAAUGAAAAUAAAAGAUUGACAAAUAUUGUUUAAGAAGAUUAAUUUUUGCUAAUAGAUGUACAGAAAUUGAAGAAAUAAGUAGAAUUAAAUAGAGGACUUGAAUAUAAGAUUAUUGAUUUGGAUUAGUAAAUUAUAAGUGUAAAUAAAUUACUUUUAGAAUAAAAAAGAUCAAAUGCAUUUUUAGAAUCUGAAUUAUAGAAUUAAAAAGAAAUUCUUGAAAAAUAUAAAUCAUAACUAAGAGAUUAAACUUUGGGAUUUGAAUCAGAAGUAUUAAAAAAUGAGUAAUUAUUAAAUGAUAAUCGAAAAAUGAAAAUGGCUUUAGAUUCAAUCAAUAAAGAUUUAAAUCAAGAACAGGAAUAAAACUAAAUGCUUAAUUAAAAGCUAAAUUAAAUAUCAUUAGGAGCAAAAGAUUAAAUAAGUAAUUUAUAAAAAAGCUAAUCUAAUCUAAAUUUAUAAAAUGAGUAAUUGAAGAAUUAAAUUAAUCAAUUAUAAUAAAAAGAGAAAGAAUUACAAAUUUCACAAAAUCUAAAUAUUUAGUAAGAAAAUAAAAUAGGAUAGAUGAAUCAAUAAUUAAAUGAAUGUAUUUUUAUUUUAUUUAUAUAAUAGAAUAGAGAUAAAUUGAAUAAAGUAAUGCGGCAAUUUCAAGUUGUAAAGUUGAAAAUACUAAAUUAGUAACUAAAUGCUAAUAAUAGGAUUAAGAAAUAAAGAUAUUAAAAGAAUAAAUAAAUUCAAUUACUUAAUAAAAUACAUUAAUAUAAAAUAAAUGUACUUAGUUGGAAAAGAGUUUAGAAGAUAGUUAAUAAAAAUUAUAGAUGUUAUCUUCAGAUCUAAAAGUGUAACUAGAAAAAUGGAAAAAUUAUGGGAUUUAAUUAGAAUAAGAAGUAAAGAAAAGGGACAUUGUUAUAAAGAAUUUAGAGAAUGAUUAUAUUAAGUCAGAAACUUAAUUAAAAUCAGCUCUAGAUAUCCAAAAUCAAUUAAAAAAUGAAAGAACUAUUUCAAUAGGAAAAUUAAAAGAAAUGCACACAGAUAUAUUAGCUUAUGAAAAAAAGGCUGAUUCUUUAGAAAGAGGUAAUUGUAAAUAUAAAGAAGUAGAUGUUGUUACACUUUAAGUUCAAAUUCAAAAUUCAUAUUAACAGUAAGAUAGAUUAGAAUAAGAGAAAUAGUUAUUAAAUCAAGAACUUAAAUAAAUGAUGGAAGAAUUACGUAGAAUAUAAAAUUAAUGUGAUUUAAGAGAUAGAGAUAUUUUAAAUUUUAGAUCUUAAAAUGCACUUUUGUCUGAAAGGAAUAUUUCUUUAUAAAAUGAAUUGGGUCGAGAAAGAGUAAAAUUCUAAUUUAAUAAAAUUAGGAUAAAUAAUUAUAAUUAGAUUCUAAAAUAAGAACUUUGGAAAAUGAAAUUCAUAAAUUCAAUUUUUAACAAACUCUUAAAUAGUAAUAUUCUUGGAAUACUGAUCCUCAAUUAAGUAUAGGUAAUUAGAAAUCUUUGUUUACAGAAUAAAAUCAAGAUUAUUAUUCUCCAUAAACAAAUAUUCAAGGAUUUAAUUCUCCAAAGAAUGGCUUUUAAGUUUAAUCCAAAUAAAAUCCUAUAGAAGUAUAGAAUUCUGGGUUUGAAAAUUAAUACGUAAAUUCAUUUAAUUAAUUAAAAAACGACCCUUACAAUUUAAGGUUUUAAAUUUAACCUUAAAAUUAAUUAAAUUGA
Paramecium primaurelia is the source of this 2102-nucleotide messenger RNA. The record is from the annotation of a GenBank genome assembly. Lineage: Eukaryota; Ciliophora; Oligohymenophorea; Peniculida; Parameciidae.